UACUGGAAAGCAGAAGGAAUGAGGCUACCAGAGAAGACACGACUGCUGACUUCUUAUCUCAUGUUGCAGGAGGUUGCGGAGGAAAUGCGCUCCCACAUCCACAGCAGACCAAAGGAAGUAUCACUGACAAACGGCAGUCUGUGGGUGUAUGUGGCGAUGGAAAGCCCGAAUUUUACGCACGGAUCCGUCUCCCCAAACGAAACGGUGGUUCAGCCUUCACACGGGGCCAGGCGCCACACAGAAAUCGCUUUACCGAUUUUUAUGUUUGCUGGAGGCGCCAUUGGGAAUUUAAUUGCAAUAAUCGUUCUUUCGGUAUCAAGACAGGAGAGGAAAUCUUCAGCUUUCUACACGCUGGUGUGCGGUCUGGCGGUGACGGACCUGCUGGGCACCUGUCUGGCCAGUCCCAUCACUAUAGCCAACUACCUGGACCAGCACGUACUGGAAGACGUGCACGUCUGCGAGUUUCACUCAUUUUUGUUGUUGUUUUUCGGUUUAACAGGACUGAGCAUUAUUUGCGCCAUGGCAGCGGAGCGGUACUUGGCGAUAUGCUGCCCCUACACCUACCAGCGGUGGGGGGUGGACAGACGCUUUGCGCAAAAGUUUCUUUUCUUCAUUUACAUCAGUCACAUUUUCUUCUGCUGCCUCCCGAUGAUGGGGAUGGCGGAGAGCGAGCUGCAGUCGUCGAAAACCUGGUGCUUCAUCGACUGGAAGACACACGAGCCGGCGGCCGCCGCUUACUCCGUCCUCUACGGCGUCGUCAGCCUGCUGCUCAUCCUGGGGACCAUAGUGCUGAACUGUGCGGUGUGCGGAUCGCUGCUGCUGAUGCGACAGAGGACCGUGCAGAGGCCCGUCACCAGAGCCAGCGUCCGGGAGAGGUGGAGGGCUCUGUCCUCGGCCGCAGAGACGCAGAUGAUGGCGGUGCUGGUGAUGACCUCCGCGGUGGUUCUGGCCUGUUCAGCCCCGCUCGUGAUCCGUUUGUUUGCCAACCGCUUCACGCAGAAAAAUGACACUACAGCUGACCUGGCUGCCAUCAGAAUUGCCUCUGUUAACCCCAUCCUCGACCCCUGGAUCUACAUCCUCCUCAGGAGGUCUCUGUUUCGACGACUGCUCGGUUUAUCCAGACAGAGCAGCAGCACUCGCAGUACUUCCUCCUCCACACCGCAAAGGAAUCUGUUUUAUCCUGAUAUCAUGAGGGACAGACACGUGUUCACGCAGCUGAUGUGCAGCGCGAACAUCAUCACUCAGCUGCCUGCUACUGUCAAAUUCACUCCGUGUGACACAGAGAGCCUCCACCAGACUUAAAACAGACUGAAGACAUGAAGAGGAGUUCGACAUCUAGGAGUGUUUGCUGGUUGAUGCAGCAUCACAGUUUCAGAUCUGUCUCCUGUGGGAUGCCAACUUUGUGGGGCCCACAGCUGGAGAGAGCCCUCAGAACUCCUGUAGGAUUAUUUAUUAAAUAAAAGUGGGGGCCUGCUCUGACUUCACCUGUGUAGAAGCCUCCUGCAGUGACACAGGACUGAUGAAAAAAACAAACUAUUUGACAUUAUUACAGAAGGGCAACAAAAAGACAUGACCGAGCCUUUAUUUUGUAACUUUGGUUGCCUUCCUGCCUCUCAUUGUCCAGUCAGUGCUCUAGCCUCCUUGUUAAUAUCACAUCCACAUAAAAUUGCACUUUUCUUCAUUCUUUCUUCCCUCACUUCCAGCUCCUCCUUCCACCUGAUCAGUCCAUCCUCCAGUUUAUGUGAAUUAAUCAGCUGAAUGCUACAGGAAGAUUAUACUAGCAGAGUACAAAAGCCCACUUCAUCUGGAGACAGUUAUCAGUUGACCUGGACAUUGCGAGAGUCUGUUUUCAGCAGAAACUGGGUGAGACCGAUUAUAACUGUUUUUUUUAAACAUAAAACAUCUGACAUGGCUUUGGGAAACUCCUCAGGAGAUAUUUUUGGAGAAACGUGAAACACUGAUAUGAGCUUAAUAAAGCACUGACUAAAUGCUGGCGAUGUCUGUUUAUAUUAAAGA
Messenger RNA from Toxotes jaculatrix (banded archerfish), 2016 nucleotides. Its product is annotated as prostaglandin E2 receptor EP4 subtype-like. Gene Ontology annotation, cellular component: plasma membrane. NCBI's taxonomy places the organism in Eukaryota, Metazoa, Chordata, Actinopteri, Toxotidae. The coding region runs from base 19 to 1302 and encodes 427 amino acids. The record is from RefSeq and is a predicted model, not a curated record. Gene Ontology annotation, biological process: adenylate cyclase-activating G protein-coupled receptor signaling pathway; inflammatory response; negative regulation of inflammatory response. The transcript has 2 exons. Gene Ontology annotation, molecular function: prostaglandin E receptor activity.